Molecule: messenger RNA, 741 nt
Organism: Entelurus aequoreus (snake pipefish)
Lineage: Eukaryota; Metazoa; Chordata; Actinopteri; Syngnathiformes; Syngnathidae
Gene: mrpl18
Product: mitochondrial ribosomal protein L18
Exons: 4
Coding region: 124-678 (184 amino acids)
Biological process (GO): translation
Cellular component (GO): ribosome; mitochondrion
Molecular function (GO): 5S rRNA binding; structural constituent of ribosome
Source: RefSeq, a predicted model, not a curated record
UCCCAUGUGCUGCAGUGACUUGUUUCUUAAAUGUAAAUAUUAGUUUUUUAUUUCUGGUAAAUGAUAUUUUGUGACAAAAAAUGUCAGUACUAUAUGUGUAAACAAAUUGUGUUUGACUCAUAAAUGGCGCUGCGUCGAAGUGUUCGUCUGCUGUUUGGUGUAAUUCCGCGAUGUAGCGUGUCCACUAAACUACCAGCUCGGUGUGUGACACAGUCGUCCUCCCAGCCGGAACCAGACUUGCGAGAAAAUGAGGCCGUGAACCCCAAAUUUGUCAACCGCAACCCGCGGAACUUGGAGCUCUUGGGCUUGGCGGUGAAGGACCGAGGAUGGAAGACGACGUGGCCUCACCGGGAGUUCCACCACAGGUUGGUGUUUUCUCGCAGUAUACGAUACGUGACAGCAGAGGUCUUCUCCUGCUCCUCGCCCGUCCCCGUGCUCUCCUGCUCCACCAAAGAGUGGGCGCUGAAGGAGCACCUGCCCUCCACCAACUGCGUGGCAGCAUGUCAGGCCGUGGGCGAGGUGCUGGCGCAUCGGUGCAAGCAGGCGGGCAUCACCAGGAUGGUGUACCACGCCAUCCCCUGGACGUACCGCUCUGAUGCUGUUCAGUCAUUCCGAGCUGCCAUGAAAGAAGGAGGAAUCGUCUUCAGUGAACCCAGAAGGAAAUACAUCGGGACCUAAUUGAGGGUCAUUAACAGCCACUGUGUUGUUUUGUCAAUAAAACCUUACCUGAAUGAAAAGAAA